Paramecium tetraurelia is the source of this 1086-nucleotide messenger RNA. RefSeq lists its product as uncharacterized. The transcript is spliced from 2 exons. The record is from RefSeq and is a predicted model, not a curated record. NCBI's taxonomy places the organism in Eukaryota, Ciliophora, Oligohymenophorea, Peniculida, Parameciidae.
AUGUUCUUAAAUUUAGAAUUCGGCAUUUUGCCAUAGACUUAAACAAUUCUAUUUUAAAAUCUCCUAAAAAAUUAUAAAUCAGGCAUAGUAACUGGGACUUUGUUGUUUUUGAAAGAGUUCCAGAGUAAUAAUAAAUAAGAGAACAGGUUGAACUUGUGUAAACAAUUAAAAUCACUUCUUGAAGAAUCAUAUUAAUUAGUUGAUUCAAAUUCCAUCUUAUUUUAUGCCAUCCUUGAAUCUUGCAUAAGAAAUCAGUAAAUCUACUAUUACUAGAUAGUAAUUAACUUUUUUGUCGAAUACAAACCUACCUUAGAUUAACAUAUGUAUUAUUUUUUGUUGAAUUUUAUUGAGAAAUGCAUCAAAUAAAAUGACACUGCAAAUGUAGAUCAAUUAUAUCAGCUAUUAUAUCAAUACAUUGCAUCUAAGAAAAGUCUUCCUAUUGACCUUUGCAAGUAAUCCUACAAUAUGUGCGCCUUUGAUUAGUCAACACUGGCAAAGUAAUUAGUGAAGCUUCACACUUUCUUUAUGAUUUCAAUGUAGAUGGACACCUGCACUAUAUAAUUCAUAAAAGAUACAGUCAUGGGAAACAAUCAAUAUAAGUAUUAAUGGAAGGUAGAAAACAAUAAAUCAUUGUUCAUUAUAGUUUCUGAGAUUUUAGAAUAAAUAUAGCCGGAAUCAUAAUUUAAAUUGGAAUUGAUCAACAUUAAACACCUGUUUGAAUUGCUAUUUUAUUUAAUAGAACAAAAUACAAAGAUGGAAGUGGACAAGGUGAUCCCUUAUUCUUUAAGGUAGAUCAUAAAGAUGGCUUACAAAAAUAAAUUAGAUGAUUUUGUAUGCAAGAUUUUGUUGAUUUCAUUCAACCACGAGAAUCUGUUUUUGUUUCUGCUUUUGGAAUUGCAAUCAUAUGAGGGGAAUAGACAAUUGAUGAUAUUAAAGAAAUUCAUUUAUGAAUAACAGAUACCAUUAUAUGGAUAUUUGCUGGUAAUUUGUUAGAUAGUUGAAUAAAGUGAUACAUUGGAGACUAUAUUAGAGAUGCUGCCACAAUUAAAUUAGUAUAAACAAUAUAAUAAAUAAAUAGAAUAUUGA